UUUAAUCUAGUUCACUGGUGAACAUCCAUAUUUAAAGCAAUAUCCAUUCGCCUAAAGAUGAGAAACAUAUUUUUGUUAAUCAUUCUAUACUGCACAACGCUUGCAGCUAAGUCAAAAACUUGUGAUCACUUGUUACGCGAACUGGCAAACGAUCAGCAAAAUUUCGUUUACUGCAACACAGCGCAUGCCGUUCCAGCCCAUCCUCAGGAUGAACGCCUUUGCAUUGCAUGCAAUCAACGGUAUAGCAAUAUGGCGAGUAGUUACGAUACGCUGAUGACAAAUGAAAAUUGUUCCAAAAUUUACAUGGAUUCCGAUCGAAUGAAUAUUGUAUUUACAACACAGAACGUACUUAAGGGACUCUGGAACCGAGCCUAUUGUGAAGAAUGCUUCAAAGGCAAUAACUCAGAUAUCUUUCAAGACCUGUACCUGAAUCUCUCGGGCUGCUUAGAGGAGAACAAAGGCAGCGAGUGCAGCAGUUGUCUACUUAAAUACAUAACAAUAAACGAUUUCUAUAAGGACUUAGACCAGAAAAACAAUGGCAAAGUUUGCUUUGAUAUGCAGGACGUGAUGAAUCGCACCCGCGUGCUUUGGUCCAAGGACCUUAAAUGCUGCCAGCGUGAGGUAAAAAUGACAGCAUUCCUUACCAGCGUUGCAAUCGUGGCCGUGCUGCCCAUUCUUCUGUUCUACAGCGCCGCCUUUGUGUUAACCAAACGGCGAGAGGCCAAUCACGGGUUGCUCAACGAGCAAGAGCCAGAACUGGAUGCGCCAUCCUCGUCAGAUAUCAUUACUGCUGCUAUCCUGUCGACGCCCCCAGAGCCGCCAGCUGUAUUAGACGCGAAGACUGAUAAAAUUUCCAAAUUAUUGGCAAUCCCUGAUUCCGAUUUUUCCAGCGAUGAUGAGCCAUUCGCAAAUGCAAAAACUAAAUAAGUCCCUUAAUGGGAAACUCGCCAUGUCAUAUAUAUCAUACAAAAUUCCCUCUAUUUUUAUAAAUGUCUACGUAUGUGAUAAUAUACCUUAUAAAUUGUUAUAA
Molecule: messenger RNA, 1030 nt
Organism: Drosophila virilis
Lineage: Eukaryota; Metazoa; Arthropoda; Insecta; Diptera; Drosophilidae
Product: osteopetrosis-associated transmembrane protein 1
Cellular component (GO): cytosol
Source: RefSeq, a predicted model, not a curated record